This is a messenger RNA of Desarmillaria tabescens, 2863 nucleotides long. RefSeq lists its product as uncharacterized. Lineage: Eukaryota; Fungi; Basidiomycota; Agaricomycetes; Agaricales; Physalacriaceae. Gene Ontology annotation, cellular component: intracellular membrane-bounded organelle; vesicle; cytoplasm. The record is from RefSeq and is a predicted model, not a curated record. The transcript is spliced from 3 exons. Gene Ontology annotation, molecular function: clathrin binding. Gene Ontology annotation, biological process: clathrin coat disassembly; clathrin-dependent endocytosis. Bases 157 to 2730 code for a protein of 857 amino acids.
GCUAGCGUGUUCCUUCCUUCAUUUCUGCCCACCAUUGUCUCUACUUACUUCAUUCUUUCAGUCCAAACUAUCCAAACUAUCGAUUUCUGGCCUCAUUUUCUCUACUGAAGAUACCCCUUGUCUUGAAGGUCACUACUUAUCUUGAUAAUCUGUACCAUGUCGGAUUCUUUCGCAGAUUUAUGGAGUUCGACAGCACCCUCGACGAAGCCUGCACCUCAGAAGCUAGGAUCGUACUCUUCCGUGUCUAACCAGGGAGUACGGCAGACGCAGAAUGAUAUUUUCUCCAUGCUUUCGUCAGCGGGUUCCUCAGCACCUGGAUCCCGCUCAAUGACACCGGCAUCAAGGACUGUUUCGCCUCCAGGACCGCCUCCUUCGAACCCAGCUUCAUCAGGAGACGCAUUUAGUGGCCUUCUUUCGGGAACAUUAGCUUCCAAGCCGCCCUCACAGAUGACGAUAGCGGAACGGGCCGCGGAAGCAGAGCGAGAGAGGAUGGAAAAGUUGCAGCAGUCACAUAGGGCAGCACCUAUACAAACAUCUUCAGCAUGGGAGGGACUAGAUAGUUUGGGACAGAAAUCUUCUCCGUCCGUGGUGUCGACGUCGCAGUCGUUCAGCGAUGAUGACUGGGGAUUUGGUACAUCGUCUCCCGGCACUUCAAAACCUGCUGCGUCCACUGCUGUUGCCGACGACGACGACUGGGGACUCGCUGAUUUUGGGCCAUCCACCAAGCAGUCGCAAAAAUCAUCUCCAAAGCCAGCGACGCGAACCCAGAAUAUAUGGGAUAUGGAUUCAAAUCAAGAACCAUUUAGACGAGGGACAGAUUCUCCCAGUAACGAUUUUGACUUUGGAGACCAUGAGGAUGAAUUGUUGGGUUCUCAUGCUCAGGGCACGGCCUACGAUGAUGAUAUUUUGGGUGAACUUGGGAGGCCUGUUGACGUCGUGCCCCGACGACCUUCACCGGGUAACCAAGGCUCAGCACAAACGCCUCAACCCUCACGCCAAUCGCCCAUACGAACAGUCUCUCCUCCUCCCCAUAUUCUUGGACAACUUGUCGAAAUGGGAUUUUCUAUACAGCAAGCCAGGAUCGCUCUCGCUUCAACAGACUCAGGUCUAGAUGUUGAAGCUGCUCUAGAAACCCUUCUCAACAAUGGCGCUGGCAAUAGUUCACAGUCUACACCUCCCCCGACACUCCCUCGUCGUCCACCUCUCCCAGGAAGGGACAGUAGUAAUAAUUCAAGUCAAUCCAGUACGCGACAUAAAGAGCGCGAGCGGUCCACGUCGUCCCCAUCAGCAUCCCAUGCAGAGAGCAACAUUCAAGAACAGGCAGACAAGCUGUUGGCUCAAGCAAGCGAGUUGGGUUUGAGCUUCUUCAAUAAAGCAAAUGCCGCUUGGAAGGAAGGCCGGGAGCGAGUACAGAAAGCUUAUGCUGAACGAGUUGGGGCGGAUACCGCCGGUGACAGUCGAUCAGGCAGUCGGACGAGCAAUACCCAUGGUCGUCCCAAAUGGAUGCAAACUGACGAUAGUUGGAAGGCCGAUAAUGAUAAGCAGCCGCCGCCGAAUGGAAGCACCGGCCGUUUCGCAGAUGAGAGGAAAACGAAGAGUCCAUUGCCAAUAUCAGGCCAAUCAUCCAACCCCCAGCCCAGACCUCAGCCAAAGGCCGUUGAUCUCUUUUCGACGAUGGACGAAGCCUCGGUCGCAUAUGUAUCUCCCUUCCGACGAGGUAAACCCAAGGUUACCUCCCCCGUUCAAAAUCCCCAGCCUGUACGGGUUACGACACCAUCUCCGUCCUUAAAACCCCUCAUAUCCGCAUCCUCCUCCUCGAUUUCCACUUCUCAGUCUCACAAGAACCUCGGAGCUGAGAAAUUCAAGCUCGGUCAAUAUGGUGAAGCCGAGUCUGCUUACACGCAAGCUAUAGAUUGCCUGCCAUCUGGUCACCUACUCUUAGUGCCAUUAUACAACAACCGGGCCUUGGUUCGGCUAAAGACGGGCGACUACAAUGGUGCUGCUGGAGACGCAGGGACUGUCGUCGAGUUGGUUGGCGAGACGACCUGGCGGGACGAACAAGCACGAGUGAAGACCUCCGAAGAGGGCGCUGGCGUCGACCUUGGUGAUGGCCUAGUCAAAGCGUGGAGACGACGAGCCGAGGCAUUGGAAGGGAGAGAAAAGUGGGACGAUGCUCGCAAAGACUGGGAAAAGGUCGCGGGGGCCAACUGGGCUGCGUCUAACAUGAGAGGGGAAGGCGUACGGGGUGUUGGACGGUGUCGGAAGAUGGUUGCUGCUGAGAAGCAAGAGACAUCCGUUCCACCACCAAGAACGGCGAAACCUAGACCUGUCCCUGCGCGACCCCCUCCCAGACGCGGGCCUACCCCGCCCUCACAGGCGCUAUCGAAUUUAAAGAAGGCCAACGAUGCUGCCGAAGCUGAGGACAAUGCAAAGUACGAGUUGAAGGACGUAGUCGAUGGUAAACUUUUAGCGUGGAAGGGGGGCAAGGAGACGAACAUUCGUGCACUGAUCGCGAGUUUGGAUUCGGUGCUUUGGCCUGAACUCGGUCUGCAGAAGACCAGUAUUGCGGAACUUGUCACGCCUGCGCAGGUGAAGAUCAGGUACACCAAGGCCAUUGCGAAGCUGCAUCCUGAUAAGCUUAACCCGAACAACUCGACCUUGGAGCAGAGGAUGAUCGCCAAUGGAGUGUUUGGCACCCUUAAUGAGGCUUGGAAUGCUUUCAAGCAGUAGACGCGCUCCGUUUAGAUUUCUUUUGGGCUAAAUUUAUUCACCUUCACACAUCUUUCAUUCGGAACGAACAUUAGGAAUAUUAAUACAUACUUUACCCUCAAGGUUCGACGAACACUCUUAACCUCAACCUCUC